Molecule: messenger RNA, 1657 nt
Organism: Musa acuminata AAA Group (dessert banana)
Lineage: Eukaryota; Viridiplantae; Streptophyta; Magnoliopsida; Zingiberales; Musaceae
Product: bHLH transcription factor RHL1-like
Exons: 7
Coding region: 126-1472 (448 amino acids)
Biological process (GO): regulation of transcription by RNA polymerase II
Cellular component (GO): nucleus
Molecular function (GO): protein dimerization activity; DNA-binding transcription factor activity, RNA polymerase II-specific; RNA polymerase II cis-regulatory region sequence-specific DNA binding
Source: RefSeq, a predicted model, not a curated record
CCUUUUCCCCGAUCAAGACACGGAGCAAAAGCAGGGGAAAGAGAGGUCUCCUCCUCCCGCAGUAGUCCGUCAUCGGAGCCCUCACCAAAACCUCAAUUGAAAUCUUAGAUUCGCCCGCGAAGGCGAUGCAGCACGGCAGCAGAGAAGUGCGAGGAGGUAUGGCAGCCUCCGCCUCCGCGCAGAUGGCUCUCCACGACGACCACGGCUCGCAGCAGAUCCAAAACCCCGGCUUGCACGAUGACUUCUUCGAUCAGAUGCUGUCGGGCCUCCCCUCCGCUUGGACCGACCUCGGGAACCCCAAGUCCCCCUGGGACGCCUCCGCUGCGCAGAAGCUCUUCCGGAUCGACCUCGCCGGGAAGCAGCCGGACGAGUCGCAGCCGGAGGCCGCCGCGGAGGGGCUGCGCUACGCUUCUUACGAGGAGGCGACGAUGCUGGCGUCUCGGCUCUCGCAGAGCCAGGGUAGCGGCGGGAGCUCGCCGACGGGGGAGGCGAUGAUGCUCCAGCUUAACAACCACCACAUCCUCCCGGCGGUGGGGCGGUCACAGACGGCCGUCGGGGGCGGUGUCGGAGAAUCGGGCCUUCUUCCCCUGCCUCUGACUCUCGGCAGCGGCGGUGCGGCGGAUCCUCGCAUCAUCGUGGAAACACCUCGAGACGAAAUGGACCGUCCUUACAAAUCCCCAGAUCACAACGGGGGCGAAGAGCUCUACAACGGGCUCGGGGGAUCGAUUCGCGCGGCUCAAGCGGCAACCGGGCAGCACUUCCAUCAUCCCCAGCAGGGCGCAUCAAUGUCAUCGCAGAGCUACGGCGGAGCAGCGGCGUCGGCUGGAGUUGGGCAGGGCCCGGCGGCAUCGGCGUCGUCCGGCGGUGGCACACCGCCGCAGAAGCAGAAGGUGAGGGCGCGGAGAGGGCAAGCCACGGAUCCCCACAGCAUCGCCGAAAGACUUCGCAGGGAGAGGAUCGCAGAGAGGAUGAAGGCACUGCAAGAAUUGGUGCCCAACGCUAAUAAGACGGAUAAGGCUUCGAUGCUGGAUGAGAUCAUCGACUACGUUAAAUUUCUGCAGCUCCAAGUCAAAGUUCUGAGCAUGAGCCGGUUAGGCGGAGCAGCGGCGGUCGCCCCUCUCGUGGCUGAUAUAUCCACUGAGGGUCCGGGAGGACGUGCAGGAGCCAACGGCGCGGCGGCUGGUAACAACGACAGCCUGACGGUGACGGAGCACCGGGUGGCGAAGAUGAUGGAGGAGGACAUGGGCUCGGCGAUGCAGUACCUCCAGGGCAAGGGCCUCUGCCUCAUGCCCAUCUCCCUCGCCUCCGCCAUCUCAUCCGCCGCCUGCCGCCCAUCCGCCGGUGGCCUGGUCCCGGCCCCACCUCCUGCCACCACCAGCGCCGCGGCCGCCGCCGAGUCCCCGUCGUCGCCCAGCGCGUCGGCGCUGACGGUGCAAUCCGCCGCGGCCGACACGACCGCUCCGAAGCGGUGACGAAGUCUUUUGCUUUUGACGUGGAAAUGCGUCGAGCGAACAGUCUAAUAAAGUAGUAAAUCCCACAAGCUUUCUGCUAUUAUGCUCAUCUUUUAUAUCGUGUGCAUCAGCUGCUUUCGCCCUUUUGUUGUUUCCUCCAUCGUAUCGAGUCCAGUUUUCAGAUCAAUAAAAUGUGUCCUUCCAAA